Molecule: messenger RNA, 509 nt
Organism: Populus trichocarpa (black cottonwood)
Lineage: Eukaryota; Viridiplantae; Streptophyta; Magnoliopsida; Malpighiales; Salicaceae
Product: putative lipid-transfer protein DIR1
Exons: 1
Coding region: 195-503 (102 amino acids)
Biological process (GO): systemic acquired resistance
Molecular function (GO): fatty acid binding
Source: RefSeq, a predicted model, not a curated record
UGGCCCCGUGAUCCCGAAUCCUGCCAAUUCUUGUUCACGGGAUCUAAACCUGCGGUUCUUGCCUCAAAGACUCUCUCUAUAUAACAGAGGUAACCCACAAAUCUACCAACAAGUGUAGUGCUCUGAGAUAGUAUAUAUACAACGUGCAGACAUAAGUGGACAGAUCGACUGCUGCUGCUGCUGAUUUUUUUGUGAUGGAGAUGGCGAAGAGGCAGCUGGUGGUGUUGCUAUUGGUGGUGGUUGCUUUGUUUGAGGGCUCACGGGCAGUGAGCGUGUGUGACAUUAGUGAGGAUGGUCUCGCAGCCUGCAAGCCAUCUGUGACCAAACCAGACCCAGUUGAGCCGCCAUCAGUUGAUUGUUGCAAGGCUGUUUCUGGGGCUAACUUCACAUGCCUUUGCUCUUACAAGAAUUCAUACCUGUUGCCUUAUCUCGGCAUCGAUCCUGAUCUUGCCAUGGCUUUGCCUUCCAAGUGCAACCUCAGCACUGCUGUGCCUAGCUGCUAAGGUAUG